Apodemus sylvaticus (European woodmouse) is the source of this 1317-nucleotide messenger RNA. It is a transcript of the gene Ankrd7, whose product is annotated as ankyrin repeat domain 7. Bases 1 to 1317 code for a protein of 438 amino acids. Gene Ontology annotation, molecular function: protein binding. The record is from RefSeq and is a predicted model, not a curated record. The transcript has 9 exons. NCBI's taxonomy places the organism in Eukaryota, Metazoa, Chordata, Mammalia, Rodentia, Muridae.
AUGAAGAAGUUCUUCCGCUUCAGGGAAAAGAGGAAGACAGAUGAUUCUCACAGUCACUUCUCAGAAUUGUCCAAUAUUAGCAUGGCCAGUACUGCGCCUAGCCUGUCCACAGGUGGGGGAUAUCCUCUUCGAGAUAAGCACUUAAAGAAACUUCAUAAAGCUUCUUCAGUUGGCAAUGAGCAGAAGCUGAAGAAUUACCUUGAAUGCAAGAAAUACGAUGUGAAUGGGCGGGACAAAAGAAGCAGAACACCUUUGCAUUUGGCCUGUGCUAAUGGAUAUACACACAUUGUCUCUCUCUUAAUUGAGAAUCAAUGCAAAAUUAAUGUACAGGAUAGUGAAAACAGAACCCCAUUGAUUAAGGCAGUGGAGUGUCAACAGGAGAGUUGUGCUGUGACUCUUCUUCUCCACGGUGCAGACCCAAAUCUGGUGGAUGUUUACGGUAACACUGCUCUCCACUAUGCUGCUUGUGGCCAGAAUAUCUCAUUAGCCAACACACUGCUUGAACACAAAGCCAAUCUUGAAGCCAAAAAUAAGGAUGGCUACACUCCGCUUUUACUUGCUGUUGCUGAAAAUAAUGAAAAUAUGGUAAAAUUCCUUCUGAAGAAAGGAGCAGAUGUAAAUGCAUCAGAUAAAAACCACAGAACAGCCAUCAUGAUUGCUCUGAUCAUUGAACCAAUAAGUUCUGUAAAACUUCUUCUUCUUCAACAAGAUAUAGACCUAGCAUGCAAAGACAUUUAUGGAUUUACAGCUGAGGAAUAUGCUUCAUUUAGUGGCUUUACUACAUCAACUCCUAAAGAGCAACCUAGCCUUCCCAAAGAUAUUAACCAAAUAGGGCCUAGAAAUACAAUAAAAAUGGGUAUAAACCCUCAUUUUGGAGCUAGAUGUGGCCACCCACUAGGAGGAAAGGGAUCCCAAAAGCAGAGGGCUACAUUUGUGGUGGCCAAUAAGUCCUCUGGUCAAAUAGGGGGUCUCUACUGGGGUUCUGACAGUCUGCUUGACCUAUGGGUUUCUGGAGUUCUGGGAAUUGAUAUGGCUUCUAGUAGAACAGGAAUGUCCACUGGAGCUCAAAAUGCCACAAAUAGAGCAGUUUUGAACAACUCAGACAAUCUUGCAGCCCCUCUGGUGGAGCCGCUUGAAGUUGCGUCUGCUGCCGCAAGGUUGCGGCUUCUGCGAGUCUUCACUCAUACUGGAGUGGACGUUAUGGUGGUACAACUGCCUUUGAUCAUUGAUGCUUCCCUAAGUGACCACUUGCCCACACUCUGGCAAGAAAGUUCAGCAGCACAGCCCCCUCUCGGUGCUGUCGAGUCGAUGCUCUAG